AUGGAAGGAUCGUCAGACAUUAGCACCGAGCCAGGAGCUGGCGGAGGUGCAGGCCAAGAAAAUGAUCCCAUCAUGGAUCAAAUACAUGGUCAACCAGACGACGAACGCGGACUCACUUUUGAGCAACGUGUGGCUCUACGAAUGGCCAAGGAGCGGGAGGCCCAUAAGAGACAGCAACAGCGAAAACUAGAAGCUGACGAACAGUGUGCUAGGAAGGAGCCCACCGACAGUAUCAAGCUCGUAGGCCUUACCUCUGCUGUACAAGAGUGGGCUAGGGCCUUAAUGGGUCUUCCUCGACAAGCCAGCCAUCGUACCUCUCCUAAGAUCACUGCUGCUGUUCUACUCCAACGUCACCUGCCUCCUGAACCAACUGCUGAAGAGGUCGAACACUGGGCCGAAUAUGCUUCAAAACGGACUCAAUAUUUAGAAGUUAAUAUUCAGCAGAAGAUGGAUGUGGCCUUUGCGAGGAACCCAUCAGCAAAUGAGGCUGUCAAGCAUCAGAUGCGAAUUAAAAUAUCAAAGGAAGCUGUUCUAAUGUUCAGCAAAACCAAUCCACCACCCAAAUUUUCCUCUCGAGUAGCCCACGCUACUGCCUCAGUCACCACUUACGAUGCAACCCGCUUAUCAAAUGCUGAAGUAAAGUUCCGCCAAAGUGGCUUUUCGUCUAUCACCUUCCAAUGGACCAGCCCCACUACAACUCCUUGGAACAUGGCUAUGUUGGACACCUUAGUUACCAGCUGGUUGGAUGUUUAUAAUGCUCGAGCCGUACCGGCUGGAUUUCCAAUCGACACUAGUAUUGAUGUUCCCCUUGAAACAAGGGAUAUCCUCUUUCGCUGGAUUACCAACAAGCGCAGAGUCUUUCAAGAUGAAGAGAAGGAAAAGAAGCUGGUGUCUACACCUGGAGGAAGUGACAAACUGGUUAAGAAGAAACUUACUGAGAGGGAGAAAGUAGCUUUGAAAGGCAUCAGGAAAAAGCUUUGUGAAAAGAGGGCAGCAGCGGUUGAGCCCUACUUGCGUCACUUUGCUGGGCCAAUAAAAGUCCUCCUCAACUCUCAAGAGGUUCAUUCUGAGACCGAAAUGGAUCCAGAGAAGCCUGGCAAGUUGAGGAAGAUCAAGCUCAACUGGCGGACACCUCAGCUUGAUGAAUUGAUUCAACUGGCCAAUGCUGCAGCUCCCCAAAGGGAGGGCACCAAAAAACAAAAAGACAAGUUGAUUGAAUUUUUCCAGUCUAGAGGAGGAUAUUCACCUAAUGUUCCUGAACCUGAAGAUCAACUUCCUCCUAAGACACUUCCCAGAUGCCUCAUCAAGCCAGAGAUAUUGACUGAAGGGAUUGAUGAGAUAACCAUAGAUAGUUUGGGGUUGUCAGACACUCCAGUUGAUCUCCAAACUGCUAUUGAGCUUUUGAGACAGAAGCUGGGAAAAGGCAACACAAUGACCAUUUCUUCCUGA
Melampsora larici-populina 98AG31 is the source of this 1449-nucleotide messenger RNA. RefSeq lists its product as uncharacterized. The transcript is spliced from 4 exons. The coding region runs from base 1 to 1449 and encodes 482 amino acids. Lineage: Eukaryota; Fungi; Basidiomycota; Pucciniomycetes; Pucciniales; Melampsoraceae. The record is from RefSeq and is a predicted model, not a curated record.